UGCGCUAGGGUUCCAGGCCGCCAUGUCCUGGCCGCGUGUGCGGUUGGUGGUCACCGCGGAUGACUUUGGUUACUGCCCUCGGCGUAAUGAAGGCAUCGUAGAGGCCUUCCUGGCAGGGACCGUAACCAGCGUGUCUCUGCUGGUGAAUGGCGCGGCCGCGGAGAGUGCGGCUGAGCUGGCCCGCAGGCACUGCAUCCCCACUGGUCUCCACGCCAACCUAUCCGAGGGUCGCCCCGUGGGCCCAGCCCUCCAUGGCACCUCGUCACUGCUCAGUCCUGAAGGUUUCUUUCUCGGCAAGAUGGGGUUCCGAGAGGCGGUGGAGGCUGGACGAGUGGCGCUGUCACAGGUGCGGGAGGAGCUAGAGGCCCAACUAAGCCGAUUCAAGGAGUUGCUGGGCAGGCCCCCUACGCACGUGGAUGGGCACCAGCACGUGCACGUGCUCCCAGGUGUGUGCCAGGUGUUCGCUGAGGCGCUGCAGGCAGGUGGGGUGCGCUUCACACGACUGCCGCUGGAAGGCGGUGUGGAUGGAUGCACAUGGCUGGAAGCCCCCGCACGUGCUUUCGCCUGUACAGUGGAGCGUGACGCCCGGGCCGCCGUGGGCCCCUUUUCUCGCCAUGGCCUGCGGUGGACAGAUGCCUUCGUGGGCUUGAGCACCUGCGGGCGAUAUAUGACUGCUCAUCGUGUGUUGGGGGCUGUCACACGGGCCCUGGAAGAUAACCCCACAGGCCAUACCCUGACAGUUGAGCUGAUGACACACCCAGGAUAUCCCAGUGUGCCCCCAGCCGGGGGUUGUGGCGAGGGUCCUGAUGCUUUUUCCUGCUCUUGGGAGAGACUGCAUGAACUUCGUGUGUUGACAGCACCUACACUGCGGACAAGGCUGGCCCAGGACGGGGUGCAACUCUGUGCCCUUGAGGACCUGGAGUCAAAGAGGCCAGAAGAAGGAGUCUCUUGAGAGUCUACUCAGGAAUCUUUCCUAGACCCUUCCCUAUCCUAAGCACCAAUACUCUUUAGUGUGCAUGAAUGGGACCAAGAUGAUGGUCAGGUACAGUUGGAGUAGAGUCUGACUUCCCAGUGUAAUACAGUGCCAGCUCUGUAGGCCAGGUUCUCUUGGCUCAGUGUUUUGACAGCCAGACCUUGGCUGCAGGCAGACCCAGCCUGUGACAUCACGGUCUAUGGCCUGCAGCAUGUUGGGUAACAAUUCUUGUUGCAAGGUAAACGCUUGAUUGUUCAGUGACAGUGGGCAGAGAUUGUUAUGUAAAUAAAAUAGAAUAUAUGUCUUUCAGAUUUUAGUGGUUUAUAAACAGUUCCCAGGAAAGCUUCACAGAAACAGAA
Molecule: messenger RNA, 1332 nt
Organism: Octodon degus (degu)
Lineage: Eukaryota; Metazoa; Chordata; Mammalia; Rodentia; Octodontidae
Gene: Ydjc
Product: YdjC chitooligosaccharide deacetylase homolog
Exons: 5
Coding region: 23-952 (309 amino acids)
Biological process (GO): carbohydrate metabolic process
Molecular function (GO): deacetylase activity
Source: RefSeq, a predicted model, not a curated record